This is a messenger RNA of Postia placenta MAD-698-R-SB12, 1065 nucleotides long. RefSeq lists its product as hypothetical. Gene Ontology annotation, molecular function: polyubiquitin modification-dependent protein binding. The transcript has 6 exons. The record is from RefSeq and is a predicted model, not a curated record. Lineage: Eukaryota; Fungi; Basidiomycota; Agaricomycetes; Polyporales; Adustoporiaceae. Gene Ontology annotation, cellular component: VCP-NPL4-UFD1 AAA ATPase complex. Bases 1 to 1065 code for a protein of 354 amino acids.
AUGGGCUACCGCAUGGGUCGCCCGCCUGGACGCGGCUUUGAUGAAUACUACAAGGCCUAUAGUGUUGCGAUGCUCCCUGGGAAGGAACGAGACAACGUUAGUUACGGUGGAAAGAUCAUAAUGCCUCCAUCUGCACUUGCUACUCUAUCUUCGAUGGAACUCGAGACUCCUGCAUGGAUGUUCAAACUUCAGAACGCCACCAAUCCCGCAGCAUCCACGCACGCUGGUGUCCUAGAAUUCAUUGCCGAGGAAGGCUGUGUCCAUCUACCGCAUUGGAUGAUGCAGACACUGCGACUGGAAGAAGGUGACCCAAUACGCCUGAACAGCUGCAAUCUACAGAAGGGCAAGUUCGUCAAGCUCCAAGCGCAAAGCACCUUAUUCCUGGAAAUAUCUGACCCGAAAGCAGUGCUUGAACAAGCCUUGCGGCAUUUCACGGCACUCACUCAAGGCGACAUUAUCGAGAUCUCGUAUAACUCGAUAGUAUUUGGGUUGCUGGUAAUGGAAACGCAGCCUGGCGGAGAGGGAAUCAGUGUUCUUGACACCGAUCUCGAAGUGGACUUCGCAGCUCCAGUCGGCUAUGUUGAACCCGAGCGCCCCAGAGCCGUGGCGUCCACUAUGGCAUCGAAGCUCAACAUUGACCUGAACUCUCAGACCCCAACAUCAUCCCGCCCUACAUCGUCUCUCGGCGGUAACUUUGCUGGUACCACCUCUCGCACUCCUGCUAUGAGCAAGGGCGGCGACCAUUGGGAAAGUUUCAAGGGUAAGGGAGAGACCCUGGGCGGUCGCAAGACAAAGGGUAAAGGUAUCAGCCAUAGAAAGGUCGAGGAGGUCUCGCAAGAUAGCAAGAUUAUCAGAACAGAUCAACAUCGUGUGGUGACGAGCGAAGCCCUUGAAGCUGAUGCAACGGCCCCUGCACCUCUGAACCUUCCAUUUGGCCAGUUGUUUUUCGGGUUCAACGUUCCGCCCUAUGUCCCUCCUAGCGAGAAGUCUACUGAAGAGGAGCCGCUUGCAAUCCUCGAGCAGCAAAGGCAAGGAGAAAGAGAACGCGACCUCGUGGGGACCUAG